This is a messenger RNA of Paramecium sonneborni, 2651 nucleotides long. Lineage: Eukaryota; Ciliophora; Oligohymenophorea; Peniculida; Parameciidae. The record is from the annotation of a GenBank genome assembly.
AUGAUACAAGAUGAAAUGAAAAAUCAAUUUUUAAUUCUAAGUCCAUCUUAAAGUUAUGAUGGAAGUAUUAUGUAUAAUGGAUUGUUUAAACUUAGGAUGAAUAAAAAUGAAUAAGAAAGCUAUUUUCAAGUAGGAAAAAGGAUAGGUAUGCUUCAUCCCAGACAACCAUCUUAUUAUGUAGAAGAGGAUAAAACACCUGCUUUCGAAAUUUUUGAUUUGAAAGCACAUAAGCAAAACAAAGGAAUAACUUGGUAAUUUCGUAAUCAAAAGUAAUAAACUAUAUUAAAAAAUAAUAUUACAGAAGUGAAUACAUUUAAGAAAAAUUAAAAAAAAGUACUUUUAUUUAUUGAAAAAUUAAAAUAAAACCUAAACCUAGAAAAUAAGCAAUAUAAAAUUAUUAACUCUAUAAUUUUUUCUCCUUUAAACACAGGAAAAAAAAUCUAUAAAAAUUCAGUAUAGCCUUCAUUAACUGUUAUUUGGAAUUUGAUUAUUUUUUUUUUUUGUACUUUACUUUUAAUCGUUUCUCCAAUAGAAUACAUUUAUUAAGAAAAUGGCUAUUUAAAUUAUUUAUUUGCUACUAUGAUUAUUCUAAUUAUUUUAGAUUAUAUUCAUAAAUAUACAUCUUAACGAUAAUAAGAAAAAUAGUUGAAUAAUAAUUAACAAUUUAUUGAAUAAAUUUUUAGGUCAACAACAACUUUGAUGGAUACAUCUUGCAUCAUUUUACUUGCUGUUUUAAUUCUAUCUAAUAAUGAAAUUAUUAAGUCGAUCAGUUUAUUAAUAAUUAAAUUUUUAAUUUUUAAAAAGAUAAUCCUUACUUUUAAUAAGAGAAUAUAUUAUGAGUUAAGUGAUUUAAGCUUAUUGAUUAUCUCAAUUUUAUUUACAUGUCACUUUUUUACAUGUAUCAAUUUAAGAUAAACAUUUAUUUUAAAAUAAGAUUUUGAAGGAGUUUAAGAUAUGUUAUAUUAAUAUUUAAUAAUUUAUAUUAAUUAUAUACUUUAAUUUGGAAACUUAAAAUUUAGCACAGAAGAUGACACAUUAUAAAAUCAAUUAUUUAAUAGAUUUACAACAUUAAUACUUUUGUUUUACAAAAUAUUGAUAAUAAAGUUAAUAAUAUUAAAUUCUCUUGACUUUUUCCAAGAAUAUAAGAAGGUGAAGGAUUUGAAAUUAUUAUAAAAUUUUUUGCACAAAUAAAAAGUAUCUUAAAAGUUAAAGGAUUAAAUUUCAUUGAAAUUAGAAUAAAUUUUUUUAAAGAAUAUAAGUUAAGAUAAUAUUGAAAAUUAUUUUGAAUCGUGUUUAGAAAAGGAAACUGUAUUUUAAGAGUUUAAGGAAUAAAAGUUAAUCAACUUUGUAAAUUAGUUUUCAAUAUUUUCUAAAUUUUCAUCAUCAACUAAGUAACAAAUAGCUUAAAACUUGAUUCCAAUGAUUUUAAAUAAAAAUGAUAAAUUAACUUGCAAUCAAUUUGGUGAUUAAUAUAAUAUAUAUCUUUUAUAUUAAGGUAAAGUAGCUCAUGGACUUACUGAAAAAAUAACAGAAUUUAAUAAAAUUUUUAGGGGUGAAUGCUUUGGUUAAUUUUCUUUUUUUACUGGUUAAGAGUACAAAAACUUAAUAACUAGUUUAGAUUAUAGUCUUCUUUAUAAAUUAAGUAGAGAUAAAUUUUUAAAGAUUAUAUCAUCAAAUAUUUAAGAUUUAGUAUAAUUUUAUUUAUAAUAGGAAAUUGCAACUUUUAUUAAGGAUUAGGUUUUAUUUAAUAACAACUAUUAAAUAAUAGAUUAAUUUUGUCUAUAUUGUUAAGAAAAGACACAUUUAAUUAUUAACUGUCCUAAAAUCCACUUAAUAAAAAACAAUAUAGGCUUUUAUGAUAAAUAUCUUUAUUCUCCAAAUUAACAUAGAAAAUCAUGUAAUAAUUAGUUAUAAUAUUGAUUAGAUAAUAGAAGAAAAAAAUCAAGUUAAGAUUAAAUUCAAAAUCAUUUUAAGAAAUUAGUUGAUAUACCAAUAAAUCAUUAUUCAAGUUAAGAAAGUUCUUCUGAGUUAAAUUAGCUAUCUUCUAGCAUUAUUGAAUCAAAUUUAGUUUAAAAAGAGGGAAAAUUUCAAGUUGACUCUUGUAUUAAUUUGCUUAAUGAAAUUAAUAAUGAUAAUUUGAUUUAAAGCAGUUAAAAAGAUUAGCAGUAUUAAGAAAUAAUUUCAUCAGGUUAAUCCUAAUAACAAUAACAAAAACUUUAAUCUAAAAAUGUUUUUGAUUAGAAAAUAUCGAAUCUAUUUAAUAGGGCUUAUUCUCUAAAAUUAAUACCUUCACUAUAAAGCAAUCCAAGUCCUAUUGUAAAAAUAUAAACUCCAAGUCUACCAACAGGCACAGAAUUCUAAAAUUUAGUUAGUGAUGUAUAUAUUUUUUAUAUCAAAAUAUAAUAGAAUCCUUUUAUGGAAAAUAUCUUUAAAAUAGAUUUAGAUAGAAUCUAAGAUUUCGAAAUCUAUUAUCCUGAAUAUAAUAUAAUGAAGGUGCUAUUUAGGUAAAUUUUAUACAAUAUUUUUUUUAAGAUUUAAAAGAAGUUUAAGAAGAAGUUCAGAAUAUAAAAGUAAACUCACAAUUAAUUAAAGUGUAGCACUUAUGAUAGGUAAGUUUAUCUAAAAGAGAGAUUAACUUUCGAAAAUAUGAG